Salvia hispanica is the source of this 850-nucleotide messenger RNA. RefSeq names its product scarecrow-like transcription factor 11 (SCL11). The record is from RefSeq and is a predicted model, not a curated record. NCBI's taxonomy places the organism in Eukaryota, Viridiplantae, Streptophyta, Magnoliopsida, Lamiales, Lamiaceae. Gene Ontology annotation, biological process: maturation of 5.8S rRNA.
GGUCAUUCUUUGUUUUGUUAUUUUGACAAACCCUUGCGAAUCGAAGCCGCCUCUCUGAAGUCGCUGACGGAGGCCGGAGAGAGAUAGAGAGAGGUUAAUCGGAGACACUACCAUGGCGAAGCGAGAGCUAUCCUCUACUCUCAAGAACUUAAAGUUCAUGCAAAGGGCGUCCCAGAAAGAUGAGAAAAUCAAGAAAGAAGAAGAGCCCGUGCCUGCAUCUGAUUUCCCUGCCUGCACCCCUGUUAAAAGAUGCGUCGUUAUAGUUGAAGGUGAUCCACAUCCAGGGGCAACAAGAGGUCGCAUGUCGUUUCUAAGUUUUAAUCCAUCUAUUGAUAAACUCAAUGAGGAAGUGUCUCCCCCUAGUGAAACUGAAUCAGCUGCUACAAGUUCCGGUGGGCAAAAUGAAUUGAUCAGAGAAAAUGGGUCCCCUCAGGAUAGGUCAGAAGACUUGGGAUUAGAAUCUUCAAGCAAUGAUUGGAAUAGCAACCAUAAGAGGAGGCAACACGAUGCUGGUGCAGAAGCAGAGACUCCAAACAAGUCAAGGAAGGGCGAUCAAGAUAGCCAAGAUCCAAACUCAGCUAGAAGCCGUGGUUCUCACAAACAAAAUAAGCGUGAAAAGCUGGAUUGGAGUGUUCUUCGGCCUCCCAAGUAUCAAAGCAAGAAGAGGUAAGUGUUUGCAAUAGAUUUCUGAGUAUUUUUUUUGGCACCUAAGUUGCCUUCCGCAGUUGACUCUGUUGUAUCGCAUUGUUCGUUGUUGUAUCCAAAGUUUUGUCCUAGAGUUGAGAUAGGAUAAAUGUAUCUCUCUCUUAAUUUGCUAAUACACGUGCUACGGCCUAUGUUUCUUUAUCAA